AUGUACCAACUCAAGUUCAGGAAGCUACUGGUCGGACUGCAAAAGCUACUAGUUGAUGAUAGCAACUGCCCGCGAGACUCUUUUCUUCAUUACUACGCCUGCUGUGACGACAAUCCGUACCAGUGCUGCUUCCAUUUUGAGACAUGGGCAGUCCGUGUUAUGUAUAACACCGAUCAGCGAUCUUAUUGGAGCAAGAUAGGGGUCGCAGUUGCAUUCUUGACUGUAAUCCUUUUGGGCAGCCUAGCACCAAUUACGAAGAAUGAAGGAAUAGAAGGCUUGGUUGAGUCGAAGGUAAAGCCUGUGGCCAUUAGAGAUAGCGGAUUUGGGGGCCCCGGCGCCAUAGCCGCUUUGCAUUAG
Cooperia oncophora is the source of this 357-nucleotide messenger RNA. Lineage: Eukaryota; Metazoa; Nematoda; Chromadorea; Rhabditida; Trichostrongylidae. The record is from the annotation of a GenBank genome assembly.